Molecule: messenger RNA, 402 nt
Organism: Penicillium arizonense
Lineage: Eukaryota; Fungi; Ascomycota; Eurotiomycetes; Eurotiales; Aspergillaceae
Exons: 1
Coding region: 1-402 (133 amino acids)
Source: RefSeq, a predicted model, not a curated record
AUGGCAAACAAGGCAACAAAAAAGUCCAAAAAGCCAAAGAACAACCAACCUCCACCCCCAAUCGACCCCCCAAACCACGAUCAGCCACCGGAAACCACCCAAUCUCCAACCGAUACCCUUCCCAUGGGCUUAAGUGAAACUGACUUCCCUCCGCUCCCACACAGCCCCAUCACCGGCAACCGCCAGGCCCGUGACGACGACAAUAUCCUCGGCACCGCCGGCGAGCCCACUAAGGAACUCCUCCCCAACGAUGGAAUGCAAGUCCCCGGCGUGACUGCCGGCACACCCGGUAAAGAGGAGAAGAACAGCUUGCAGAUCAAGAUCCACCUCAACCUGCACGCCAAGGUCCGUCUCGACCUCGACGCUAAGCUUUACGGUGACGUUGUCAUUGGACUGCUGUAA